AACAUUUUCAUUUUAUUUAUAUGAUGUCUAAAGAAAUGAAGUUAUGAUUGUAGGUGUCAGAAAUUAUUUAUGCAUUGCAUCUUUUUUUUUUUUUUUUCCUAUUUGAUAAUGAUAUUGUAAAGGACAUUUCUUUGACUAAAUGUUAUUGCUUUUUAGGAGCAUAAGUUUACAUGAGGUUUUAUAUUAUCGAUUUUGAUUGAUGGAUGUGGAAGUAAUCAAAUAGAUAUUAAGAUAUCGAUAUGAUCUUGGAUGAAUUUAACAUUAUUCUUUCAAAUAGAUAUUAAGAUAUCAUGCACAUGUAAGUAACUUGAGUAAUUACAAUGGAAAUCAGGUGAGAUUAUACUAAAAGUUAUCUAGAAAUAUAGCACUUGUAGUGUGGAUUUUAUGCAAGAAAAUUGUGAAUGGACAAAACUACCCUUGACUUUUCAACGAAGAGAUGUUUCAUAAUCCUGUAGAAUUCUAUAUUCAAAAUGAGGCAGGUGUACUGCUUAAUAUGUAACAAAACAUGCCCAAAAUUGGGAAACUACCAACAAAUUUCCAACAUGAAGAUUUUUCUUCACCAUGUGGAAUCCAGUAUGCUGCUAGGUUGCUGCUUAAUAUGCCCUUAGACUUCUCCCGAAUGGAUGAAAUUGCCCUUACACUUGCCUUGAAUGAAUGAAACUUCCUUUUGGAAUGAGAAUCUUUGAGCAGAAAGGUGGUAUUUUUGUAGUAGAAUUAUGCAUGUAUUCAAUGAAUUACAAAUUGGAAAUACCAAAAGGUCAAAUAGUGACAUCAAGAAACCAUGAAAACAGAAAAACCCUUGAGUUUGAAAUUUGAUGAAGACAUAAAUAACAUGGUCCAACCGUUGUGUGAAAUUGUUAGUUAUACACGUGUUCGCAUCCAAGAUUGACUAUUUUACUUAUUUAUACUUUUUUAUAAAAAUUCCAUGUAUCACCUUCUUAUCAUACAAUACGAAUACCGUUUUCUACUAUGAGUCUACACCAUCAAUGUGUAUAUAAAGACAUCAAAACAUGCAAAAUUACACCACUCAUCUCACCAUCCACACAUUAAACAAAGUGUCAUAAAGAUCAAGAAAUCUUGAUAGCACCAUGUCUAUCUUUUCAUCUUGCAAGUUUGUGCCUCAUGCAAUCUUGUUGCAACCUAAAGCCAGUUUGAAAACACCAAAUCAGAGUCUAGCAACUGUUCAUUGUACUAAAGUUGUUCGAAAUGUGAACUUGGAGAAGUUGCGCCACAACUAUUUGUUUCCUGAGAUAGAAGCAAGGGCACUUGAACAUAUGAAGAAGUAUCCUGAUGCUAACAUCAUAAGGCUUGGAAUUGGUGAUACCACUGAGCCCAUUCCUGAUAUUAUAACUUCAAACAUGGCUGAGUACGCAAAGGCUCUUUCAACACGCAAAGGAUACAAAGGUUAUGGUGCUGAACAAGGGCACAAGGCUUUAAGGAAGGCAAUUGCAGAGUCCUUUUACAAAGAUUUAGGUGUAAAAGAUACAGAAGUUUUUGUCUCAGAUGGGUCACAGUGUGACAUAUCUCGCCUUCAGCUGCUUCUGGGAUCAAGUGUUUCAGUUGCUGUACAGGAUCCAAAUUUCCCGGCAUACAUGGAUUCAAGUGUUAUAAUAGGUCAAGCAGGAGAGUUUUUAGAUGAAACACUAAAAUACAAAAACAUUGAGUACAUGACUUGUGGGCCCCACAAUAACUUCUUCCCUGACCUUUCAACCACAUCAAGAACAGAUAUUAUCUUUUUCUGCUCUCCAAAUAAUCCAACUGGUCAUGCAGCCUCUCAUGAACAGUUAACACAGCUUGUGGAAUUUGCUAGAAAGAAUGGAUCGAUUAUUGUUUAUGAUUCUGCAUAUUCUGUUUAUAUAACUGAUGGAAGCCCUAAAUCCAUCUAUGAAAUCCCUGGAUCAAGAGAGUGUGCUAUUGAAAUCUCAUCUUUCUCAAAGAUUGCUGGAUUCACAGGUGUACGCCUUGGUUGGACAGUUGUUCCUGAUGAGCUGUAUUAUGCAAAUAAAGUUCCUGUGAUACAUGACUUUGAUCGAAUUGUUUGCACUUGCUUUAAUGGUGCUUCAAGCAUUGCUCAAGCUGGUGGACUCGCAUGUCUUUCUCCUGAGGGCUUUAAGGCAGUGAUGUCAGUGGUGGAUUACUACAAGGAAAAUGCAAAAAUAUUGGUGGAGACAUUUACAUCAUUAGGGCUAGUGGUAUAUGGUGGUGUAAAUGCACCAUAUGUAUGGGUGCAUUUCCCUGGAUCAAGAUCAUGGGACAUGUUCUCUGAGAUUCUCAACAAAACACAUAUAAUUACGGUUCCGGGCAGCGGGUUUGGGCCCGGGGGUGAAGGAUAUAUAAGGGUUACUGCAUUCGGGCAGAGAGAGAACAUAUUGGAAGCCUCGGUCAGGCUUAGAAACGUUUACUUGUAAUGAACACGUUACAUUUUGAUUUUGGUGGAAGAAGACCUUAAUUUGACUGAUUUUGAUCGGAUAUAAAGUGUACUAAAUUAUCGUUGUUUGUGUAAUAAAAUGAACGUUGAUGAGAUCGGUUGGUUGUACUUGUAUGAAUAUAUGUAUUGGUUCUUACAUGUUUAUAUAUUAUCGUUGUCGUUCGUGUUAAGUGAAAGAUAUUGCAACG
Lactuca saligna is the source of this 2616-nucleotide messenger RNA. NCBI's taxonomy places the organism in Eukaryota, Viridiplantae, Streptophyta, Magnoliopsida, Asterales, Asteraceae. The record is from the annotation of a GenBank genome assembly.